AUGCCCUACAUUGGUGCUUCAAAUCUAUCAGAGCAUUCCUUUGUCAACUUGAAGGAAAAACAUGCGAUUACACACAAAGGUAGUGGUAAUUCCGCAGCAUCGCUGCAGACACCACCGAGCCCUGACCAAGAGAACCAUAUUGACAAUGAAUUGGGAAAUUACGAUACCUCUUUAAGCGAUGUUUCAACUCCGAAUAACAAGGAAAAUGAGGAACUCGAGCAAAGUCUGCAGGAUUCGUUUGCUAGUUUCCGCAAGACCAAACCACCACCUCCUUUGUAUUUUGAACAACCGAGACUUUCCUCCACGGCAUCUUCAUCUAACGACUCAACGGCGUCCUCGCCGCUGACAGGUGAAGACAUAAAGGAGUUGGAGUUUCUUCCGAAUGAAUCGACUCAUUCUUACUCGUACAAUCCACUUUCGCCAAAUUCCCUAGCAGUUAGAUUGAGGAUUUUGAAAAGAUCACUUGAAAUCAUAAUACAGAACCCGAGUAUGCUACUCGAGCCUACUCCGGAUGAUUUGCCUCCCCUGAAGGAAUUUGCCAGCCGCAGGAGAAGUUUGCCUAGGACAUCGGCUUCCGCGAACCAUUUGAUGAAUAGGAAUAAGAGCCAGAUCUGGAAUACCACAUCCGCUACUUUAAAUGCAUUUGUAAAUAACACAUCUUCUUCUUCUUCAGCAGCAUCCUCGGCUUUAUCCAACAAAAAACAGGGCAUGCCAGUUUUUCCUAAUUUGGAUCCAACUCAUUCUCAAACUUUUCAUAGGGCGAAUUCCUUAGCUUAUUUGCCUUCCAUCUCAUCCGAGCAAAAUCCGCUACUUAAACGUAAUAACUCUUUAUUCCGUGGCGACUAUGGAAACAGUAUAAACUCUGAAAGACCAAGUUUUAGACAACCGUUUAGAGAUCAAACUAACAGUCUCCGUAAUAGUAGUCUACUUAAUGACAGCACUUCUCAGGAAGUGGAAAAAAUUUCACCCUACCAUGGUCCUUCUAUAGAUUUAUUGAAUGAGCAAAGAGCAAAUCUGAAGAGUCUUUUGAAUUUACUAAACGAAACUCUGGAGAAAAAUACUUCCGAGAGAGCGUCGGAUCUGCAUAUGAUAUCGUUGUUCAAUCUGAAUAAACUGAUGCUUGGAGAUCCCAAGAAAAAUAAUUCAGAAUGCGAUAAGAGAACUGAAAAUCUGAAAAAAAUUCUACUGGAUAGUCUUGCAGAACCAUUUUUUGAACACUAUAAUUUUAUUGAAGAUAAUUCGACCGAGGACACAGAUGAACUUAAAGAGGAAAUCGAUGAGUUUACGGGUUCCGGAGACACUACAGCGAUAACAGAUAUACGGCCUCAACAGGACUAUGGUCGUAUAUUGAGGACAUUCACUUCUACGAAGAAUUCGGCCCCACAAGCAAUUUUCACGUGCAGUCAAGAGGACCCUUGGCAAUUCAAAGCAGCAAAUGACUUAGCGUGCUUGGUAUUCGGUAUCUCACAAAACGCUAUUCGUGCCUUAACUCUAAUGGAUUUAAUUCAUACCGAUAGUAGAAAUUUUGUUUUACAUAAACUACUGUCUACCGAGGGGCAAGAAAUGGUUUUUACAGGUGAAAUCAUUGGUAUUGUACAGCCAGAGACACUCAAUUCAUCUAAAAUAGUAUGGGCAUCGUUUUGGGCGAAGAGAAAGAAUAAUUUAUUAGUUUGCGUUUUUGAAAAAGUCCCUUGCGACUAUGUUGAUGUGCUUUUAAAUCUGGAUGAUUUUGCCGUCGAGAAUAUUGUAGACAAAUGUGAGUUGCUGUCGGAUGGUCCUUCAUUAUCCUCCUCUUCUACUUUAUCAUUACCGAAGAUGACCUCCUCACCAAAUGGUAGCAGAUUAGAGUAUUCUUUGGAGAGAAAGGCUCUCGAAAAGAGUUAUUCCAGGCCCAAUUUAACGGAUAAUCGAAAUUCUAAUGAUAAUCAACUUGUUAGAGAAAGUCAUUCUGAAUCAUCACUGUCACUGUCACCAAUAAGGACGAAGAAAAGUGUAAAAUUUGCGAAUGAUAUUAAAGACGUCAGGAAUAUUAGUCAAUCGUUAGCUAGAUUGAUGGAUAAUGUGAGGAGUGGAGUAGUAUUCACUCCUGAUGAUGAUCUUUUGCCCAUGCCCAUCAGAGUUUGCAACCAUAUUAAUGAAACGAGGUAUUUUACUUUGAAUCAUCUAUCUUAUAAUAUUCCAUGCGCAGUAUCUUGUACCGUUUUGGAGGAUGAAUUGAAGUUAAAGAUUCACAGUUUGCCUUAUCAAGCGGGUUUAUUUAUUGUAGAUUCGCAUACCUUGGAUAUUAUUAGUUCCAAUAAGUCUAUCCUGAAAAACAUGUUUGGUUACCAUUUCGCAGAGCUGGUAGGGAAAUCGGUUACCGAAAUUAUUCCAUCAUUUCCAAAAAUUCUUCAAUUCAUCAACGACAGAUAUCCCGCAUUAGAUAUUACACUCCAUAAGAAUAAAGGCUUGGUAUUAACAGAACACUUUUUCAGAAAAAUUCAGGCAGAGAUUAUGGGUGAUCGUAAAAGCUUCUACACGUCGGUGGGUAUCGAUGGGCUUCAUAGAGAUGGUUGUGAAAUUAAAAUUGAUUUUCAACUACGUGUUAUGAACUCUAAAGUGAUUUUACUUUGGUUAACUCACUCAAGAGACGUUGUAUUUGAGGAAUAUAAUACAAAUCCGUCACAGUUGAAGAUGCUGAAGGAAAGUGAAUUAAGUUUGAUGAGCAGUGCAAGCAGUUCUGCCAGUUCUUCCAAAAAAUCUUCAUCGAGGAUAUCUACUGGAACGUUGAAGGAUUUGAGUAAUCUGUCAGCAUAUGAGGAUUUGGACCAUCGGACGAAUAAGCUUAAAUACGAAAUUGGGGGAGGGUCCACAACUCCCUCUGAAUCCACUUUAUCCGAACAGGACCAAGCUCCCUUGGAAGAUAAAAAUGAUAGUAGUGAAAUGAUAGUUGAUGAUCCUGAGAUGAAACACAAAUUAGAAUUGGCUAAGAUUUACUCAAGAGAUAAAUCCCAAUUUGUGAAAGAAGGAAAUUUCAAAGUAGACGAAGAUUUGAUUAUUAGCAAAAUUUCACUACCUCCAAGUGUUGAAUCAUUAGCGGAUUCUAAAAGUUCUGGGAAAGGACUAUCUCCACUGGAGGAAGAACCGCUAAGCGAGAAGAAUGUUCUAGAAAACGGAGUAGUAGAUUUAUCUUUAGAGGAUGACGGUAUCAUAAUAACUAACAAGCGAGCAAACCAGCCUACUAGUACAUUCCUACACACCCCAGAAAAGAACAUUGGUGCCCAAAAGCAUAUUAAGAAAUUUUCCGACUUCGUAAGUUUGCAAAAAAUGGGCGAAGGAGCGUAUGGUAAGGUCAACCUGUGUAUCCAUAAGAAGAAUAGGUAUAUUGUGGUAAUCAAGAUGAUUUUCAAAGAAAGAAUUCUUGUCGAUACAUGGGUUAGGGAUAGAAAGUUAGGUACCAUACCUUCGGAGAUUCAAAUCAUGGCCACAUUGAAUAAGAAACCGCAUGAAAAUAUUCUACGGUUACUGGAUUUCUUUGAGGACGAUGAUUACUAUUAUAUAGAAACGCCCGUACAUGGUGAAACAGGAUGCAUAGAUCUUUUCGAUCUCAUUGAAUUCAAAACUAAUAUGACUGAAUUUGAAGCCAAGUUGAUAUUCAAGCAGGUCGUAGCGGGAAUAAAACAUUUACACGACCAGGGUAUUGUCCACAGAGAUAUCAAGGACGAAAACGUUAUCGUAGAUUCCAAAGGUUUCGUUAAAAUUAUCGAUUUUGGAUCUGCUGCGUACGUCAAAAGUGGACCAUUUGACGUUUUUGUUGGCACGAUAGAUUAUGCAGCCCCUGAAGUCUUGGGAGGAAAUCCUUAUGAGGGCCAACCACAGGACAUUUGGGCUAUUGGUAUUCUCUUGUAUACUGUGGUUUUCAAAGAGAACCCUUUUUACAACAUAGAUGAAAUACUGGAAGGUGAUUUGAAAUUUAACAACGCAGAGGGAGUUAGUGAGGACUGCAUUGAGUUAAUCAAGAGCAUUUUGAACCGUUGCGUACCGAAGAGGCCCACCAUUGAUGAUAUAAACAAUGACAAGUGGUUGGUUAUAUAG
Saccharomyces mikatae IFO 1815 is the source of this 4074-nucleotide messenger RNA. RefSeq names its product serine/threonine protein kinase PSK1 (gene PSK1). The coding region runs from base 1 to 4074 and encodes 1357 amino acids. The transcript has a single exon. Gene Ontology annotation, biological process: negative regulation of glycogen biosynthetic process; intracellular signal transduction; protein phosphorylation. The record is from RefSeq and is a predicted model, not a curated record. Gene Ontology annotation, cellular component: cytosol; nucleus; cytoplasm. Lineage: Eukaryota; Fungi; Ascomycota; Saccharomycetes; Saccharomycetales; Saccharomycetaceae. Gene Ontology annotation, molecular function: protein serine/threonine kinase activity; ATP binding.